GCGCCGCGAGUGACGAGAGGCGGCGGCGGCGGCGGCAGCGACAUGGACGGGGAGCGGGACGCGGGCGGCCGGCGCGGCAAGAGGGCCGGGCCCGACGCGGAGCCCGACGCGGAGCCCACGGCGGCGGCGGCGGCGGCGGCGGAGACUGCGGCGGAGCGGCCCGGCCGGCGGCGGCGGAGCUCCGAGCCCGCGGCGGAGGCGCAGGGAACCACCGUCCUGCACGAAGUCAUCGGCUUCAGCCCGCAGCCGCUGCCAGCGCGGCAGUUCGACACCAGCACCACGGAGCCGGUCAGCUUCUUCCUGUCGGGGCUGGAGGAGCUGCUGGCCUGGCAGCCCACCAGCGACGACGACUUCAACGUGGCCGCCACGCCGCUGGCCGAGCGCCAGCCGCCGCUGCGCGUCGCCAGGCCCCGCACGCUGGUGUGCCACGACAUGCGGGGCGGGUACCUGGAGGACAGGUUCAUCCAGGGCUCGGCCACCCGCAACCCCUACGUCUUCUACCACUGGCGCUACGUCGACAUCUUCGUCUACUUCAGCCACCACACGGUGACGGUGCCGCCCGUGUGCUGGACCAACGCGGCGCACAGGAACGGGGUCCCCGUGCUGGGCACGUUCAUCGCGGAGUGGACGGACGGCGAGAAGCUGUGCGAGGCGUUCCUGGCCGGCGGGCCGGAGGCGUACGGUGCCGUGGCCGCACAGCUGGCCCGCGUCGCCCGGCACUACCGCUUCGACGGCUGGCUGGUCAACCUGGAGAGCAAGCUGAGCGAGGCCGCGGUGAGGAACCUGCCCCCGUUCCUGCGGCAGCUGACGGCGGAGGUGCACGGGGCCGUGCCGGGGGGGCUGGUGCUCUGGUACGACAGCGUGGUGCGGGGCGGCGAGCUGCGCUGGCAGAACGAGCUCAACGAGCAGAACCGGGAGUUCUUUGACGCCUGCGACGGGCUGUUCGUCAACUACAACUGGAAGGAGGAGCAGCUGGAGCGCUCGCGGAGCCUCGCCGGGCAGCGCCUCGCCGACGUCUACUUUGGCAUCGACGUCUUCGCCCGCGGUGACGUGCUUGGCGGUGGCUUUGAUUCGGACAAGCCCCUGAGCCUCAUCCGCAAGCACGGCUUCUCCGCUGCCAUCUUCGCCCCCGGCUGGGUCUACGAGCACCUGGGGGAGGAGAACUUCCUGCAGAACGAGAACAAGUUUUGGGGCUUGCUGGCGGAGCACCUGCCCACGCACAGCAUCUGCACGCUGCCCUUCGGAACCUCCUUCAGCCUGGGCAUGGGCACCGGCCUCUUCGCCGCUGGGAAGGAGGAAGAGGAGGGGCCCUGGUACGACCUGAGCGCGCAGGACAUCCAGCCGCUCUACGCGGAGUGCGAGGGCCGGCUGAGCACCGGCUGCUGCCUGCGGGACGCCUGGAGCGGCGGCAGCUCCCUGCGGCUGCGGGGCACCAUCGCCGCCGGCGAGCAGCGCCUGGCCGUCCGCCUUUUCUCUUUCCAGGUGCCGGCCCCCCCCAAGCUCUUCCUGACCCUGCUGUACAAGCUGGAGGAGCCGCACCGCGACGAGCUGGAGGUUUCCCUGGAGCUCGGCACCCGGCCGUCGGGGAGCGGCCGCGUGGACGGCGUCACCCCCGUCCCCGAGCCCGACGCCCCGCACAGCCCCCGGCUGCUGCCGGCACCGCCGCCCGCCCUCGCCGAGCUGCUCCGCGGCUGCGACCGCGGCGACCACGGCUGGACCGGCCGGUGCUACGAGCUGGAGGCGCAGGGCCGCAGCCUGGGCGACCUCUCCGUGCUGCUGUCGCGGCAGCAGCCCAGCCCGCGCGAGACACGCUUCAGCUGCCUCCUCGGCGAGGUCCGGGUGCUGGACGCCGCCGAAGCGGCCGGCUCGCCGCCGCCGGUGCUGCACGUCCGGGCCUCGCAGCUGCGGUGGCAGCAGGGCCCCGGCGCCGAGCUGCUCUCGCUCAGCCUCACGCUGCGCUGGUCCUACCCGCCGGGCCGGGCCCGCGGCUUCCGCGUGCGCUGCCGGGGCCCCGGGGGCCGCCCGCCGCCGCGGCUGCUGGGGCUGGCGCAGGGCUGCCUCUUCCGCGCCGCCGGCCUGGCCGUGCCGCGACCCGCCGCCCCGCAGCCCCGGCGCCUGGAGCUGCUGGUGGAGCCGCUGCCCUGCGACGGGCUGCCCGCGCCGCCCCGGGCCUGGGGACGCCUGCUGCUGCUCUACGCCGAGCCGGCAGCCGGGCGCUGAACGGGCGCGCGGCGCUGCCUGCGUCCGUGCCGGGUCCGGGGCACGGGGCCGCCCGGGCUGCAGCAUCCCGGGAGCGCUGCCGCGGAGGUGGAGAGACAAUUCACAGCAGCAGUUAUUUUCCCACAGGCUGGGGAGCAAAAGCAGGGAGCAGGGGGGAGGCGGCCGAGCGUGCCGUGCGGCGGGUCGGGCAGCGCUGGGCCCCCCAUCCCGCACCCAUCGUCCACCCCGGGAGCGAGAACUAAUACAUCAGCAUCCAAGCUGCUGCUCCUCGGGCGGGGGGUCACGCCGAAACGCAUUAUCCGAUAGCCUGACCUCCCCCCUCGCAGGGUUCAGCCUUGCCGCACGGCUGCUCCCGUCCCUGCGGUCCCCCCCCGCCGCGCCAGCGCCCCCGCCAAGACCCGAGUCCUCCUGGUUGAAGAAAGAAAUCUUUAUUAAUAAUUUCAAUAAUAAUAAUAAUAAUCCUUGUAGUAAUAAUAAUAAUAAUAAUAAUAAUAAUAAUACUGUUUA
Molecule: messenger RNA, 2727 nt
Organism: Dromaius novaehollandiae (emu)
Lineage: Eukaryota; Metazoa; Chordata; Aves; Casuariiformes; Dromaiidae
Gene: ENGASE
Product: endo-beta-N-acetylglucosaminidase
Exons: 14
Coding region: 43-2220 (725 amino acids)
Biological process (GO): protein deglycosylation
Cellular component (GO): cytoplasm
Molecular function (GO): mannosyl-glycoprotein endo-beta-N-acetylglucosaminidase activity
Source: RefSeq, a predicted model, not a curated record